AUGCCACUAGAUCUUGAAUUUCAAGAAAAAUGUUAUAAUACGAAAAUACUUUGCUUUAGUGAAUCUGAUGUUUCUGAUUCAUAUUCUGAUUCAUAUAGUGAUGAUAAAGCUAGGACUAAAAGUAAUAAAUCAAAAAAACAUAAACGUCGUAGUAGAUCACACAAAAGUUCUUCAUAUAAACAUAAAAAAUCAUCAUCACCAAAAAGUCAUAAAAAAUAUGAUUCUUCCUCAAGUUAUCCUAGUCCAAAAAGUCAUAAAAAACUUGAUUCUUCCCCACGUUAUCCUAGUCCAAAAAAUCAUUCAAGCGAGGAUGGAUCAGAUAAAUAUCAAUCUAAUGAUCUUUUAGAUGAUAAAACUACUACUGAUAAUUAUCCCUCCAAAAAAGAUAUGUCUGAUGAUGUGAUAGUUGGGCCUGUUCCAUUACCACUAGCCGAUGCAAGACUAGGUGAAAGAGAUUAUGGUGGAGCUUUAUUGGCAGGUGAAGGUUCUGCAAUGGCAGCAUAUGUUCAAGAAGGUAAACGUAUUCCACGUCGUGGUGAAAUAGGAUUGACAAGUAAUGAGAUUCAAUCAUUUGAAGGUGUCGGCUUUGUGAUGAGUGGCAGCCGUCAUCGUCGUAUGAAUGCAGUACGUAUACGUAAAGAAAAUCAAGUUAUUUCAGCUGAAGAAAAAAGAGCUUUAAUGUUGUUCAAUCAAGAAGAAAAAUCAAAAAAAGAAAACAAAAUUAUUUCAGAUUUCAGAGAAUUGUUGGCAGAAAAAUUACAAGGAAAAUGA
Molecule: messenger RNA, 771 nt
Organism: Entrophospora sp. SA101
Lineage: Eukaryota; Fungi; Glomeromycota; Glomeromycetes; Entrophosporales; Entrophosporaceae
Source: the annotation of a GenBank genome assembly